AUGAUUCGCGACUUCACCGAGUCCUUUGAACCCCACGAGCGGCGAAUUGUCGAUACCAACAUUCUUGAUCGCGAGCUGCGCAAGUCGCAGAACGCAAACAGGGCUUUCCAGCGCGCGCUGCUUGAGAUUGGCGAGGUUGUUAUCGCUGUCGCACAGGGAGAUUUGUCGAAAAAAGUUAUCGUUCAUCAGGAGGAACUUGAUCCAGAAAUUGUAAAGUUUAAGGAGACUAUCAACCGCAUGAUGGACCAGCUCCAGCGCUUUGCCUCUGAAGUCACCCGUGUCGCGACCGAAGUCGCCGGUGGCACGCUCGGUGGUCAGGCUGAGGGCGAAGGCACUGAAGGUGUCUGGCACGAGCUCACCGACAACGUCAACAUCAUGGCCUCCAAUCUCACCAACCAGGUGCGUGAAAUUGCUGACGUGACGCGUGCGGUAGCGCAGGGUGACUUGUCGCGAAAGAUCAAUGUGCAUGCGCAGGGAGAGAUUCUCGAGCUACAAGAAACAAUUAAUUCUAUGGUGGACCAGCUGCGUACGUUUGCAUUCGAAGUCACUCGCGUUGCGCGUGAAACCGGUGUCGAAGGAAGACUGGGCGGACAGGCGCAGAUCGAGGGCGUCGAAGGAAUCUGGCGAGAGCUGACUGACAAUGUGAACGCUAUGGCCUCCAAUUUGACCGACCAAGUACGAAAUAUCGCAAAGGUCACGACCGCUGUCGCGCGUGGCGACUUGUCGCAAAAGGUGUCCGCAAACUGUCGCGGUGAGAUGCUGGACCUGAAGUCCACAAUAAACAAGAUGGUUGAUCGGUUGCAGAACUUUGCGCUCGAAGUCACAAAGGUCGCACGUGCUGUAGGAACAGAGGGUAUCUUGGGUGGUCAAGCAAAGGUCGAAGAUGUCGAAGGUGCAUGGAAGGAGAUUACCGAAAAUGUCAACGUCAUGGCAUCCAAUUUGACAACUCAGGUGCGAUCUAUUGCCGACGUUACAACGGCAGUCGCAGAAGGUGAUCUAUCACGCAAGAUUGCCGUGCAUGCGCAGGGUGAGAUGUUGGCGCUGAAGUCAACGAUCAACAAGAUGGUUGACCGACUACAAGUUUUCGCCUCUGAGGUGACAAGAGUCGCCAAAGAUGUCGGUAUCGAUGGUAAACUUGGUGUGCAAGCCCAGGUGUCUGACGUUGAUGGAUUAUGGAAGGAGAUCACGACGAAUGUCAAUAUCAUGGCCGCGAACCUUACUACCCAAGUGCGAGCAUUUGCACAAAUUACGGCUGCUGCUACAGACGGUGAUUUUACACGAUUCAUCACUGUCGAAGCUUCCGGAGAGAUGGACGCGCUCAAGACAAAGAUCAACCAGAUGGUGCUCAACCUUCGCGAGUCUAUUCAGCGCAACACGGCAGCUCGAGAAGCCGCCGAGUUGGCUAACCGCACAAAGUCAGAGUUCUUGGCAAACAUGUCUCAUGAGAUUCGAACGCCAAUGAAUGGAAUUAUCGGAAUGACGCAGCUGUCGCUUGAUACCGAGCUCACGCAGUACCAGCGCGAGAUGCUGUCGAUUGUUCACAAUCUCGCCAAUUCACUGCUGACUAUUAUCGACGACAUUCUCGAUAUCUCAAAGAUUGAAGCGAACCGGAUGACUAUCGAGAGAAUUGCAUUCUCACUUCGAGGAACCGUCUUUGGCGCGCUCAAGACGUUGGCUGUGAAGGCGAACGAGAAGCAUUUGGAUUUGAUGUACAAGAUCGACAACACGUUCCCCGACAAUUUGAUUGGCGACUCGUUCAGAUUGAGACAGGUUAUUCUCAACUUGGUCGGUAACGCAAUCAAGUUCACAGAGAGUGGAGAGGUAGCGCUGAGUGUCCGUCGCGCAAGUUCACGAGCGAUUGAGGGCACUGAAGUGCGCGAUAGCGCUGCGGACGAGAUGCUGAUUGAGUUUUGCGUGUCUGACACCGGAAUCGGUAUCCAGAACGACAAGCUCGAUGUCAUUUUCGAUACUUUCUGCCAGGCGGACGGAUCGACGACGAGGAAGUUCGGUGGAACGGGUCUUGGACUUUCGAUCUCGCGGCAGCUGAUUAACCUUAUGGGCGGUGACGUGUGGGUCAAGUCAGAGUAUGGCAAGGGGUCGCAGUUCUAUUUCACCCUGCGCGUGAGACAGGCCGAAGGCGGACUGAACACGUUGCUCGAGAACUUGGCGCCGUUCAAGAAUCACUAUGUAUUGUUCAUCGACACGAUCCACGAGCGGUCUGUCACGCUCGACCUGGUCGAAUCCAUCCGGCAGCUGAAGCUGAAGCCGUGGGUUGUCAACUCGCUCGAAGACGCGCCGUUGCCGGUCGACCAGUCCGGACCAAAGUUCGACACGAUCAUCGUCGACUCGCUCGAGGUUGCUGCGAAGCUGCGGACGUUGAAUCAUCUCAAGUAUAUCCCGCUUGUGCUGCUGAACCCGUGCAUUCCGCAGGUGAAUCUCAAGCUUUGUCUCGAUCUUGGAAUUACGUCGUACGGCAACACGCCUUGCUCUGUGCAGGACAUGGGUAACGCACUCCGCCCCGCGCUAGAAUCGCGCGCCGCGCCGCUCAACUCUGACGGCGCCAAGACGUACGAGAUUCUGCUAGCGGAAGACAACAUCGUGAACCAGAAGCUCGCGGUGCGCAUUCUCGAGAAAUACAAGCACUCGGUCGAGGUUGUCGAGAACGGUCUGGAAGCGUUCGAGGCCGUCAAGAAGAAACGGUACGAUGUCGUGCUGAUGGACGUGCAGAUGCCGGUCAUGGGUGGAUUCGAAGCGACGGCGCGGAUCAGAGAGUGGGAGAAGCAGUAUAUCGGAGUGCGUGCGCGGACGCCGAUUGUCGCGUUGACGGCGCAUGCGAUGUUGGGCGAUCGCGAGAGAUGCAUGCAGGCGCAGAUGGACGAGUAUUUGUCCAAACCGCUCAAGCCGGCGUUGCUUGUGCAGACUAUAAACAAGGUUAGCAUUCAUGUUUUCGAGGAGAAAAGUAGAGGGAGAAGCUAA
Molecule: messenger RNA, 2976 nt
Organism: Myxozyma melibiosi
Lineage: Eukaryota; Fungi; Ascomycota; Lipomycetes; Lipomycetales; Lipomycetaceae
Exons: 2
Coding region: 1-2976 (991 amino acids)
Biological process (GO): phosphorelay signal transduction system; phosphorylation; cellular hyperosmotic response
Cellular component (GO): membrane
Molecular function (GO): phosphorelay sensor kinase activity
Source: RefSeq, a predicted model, not a curated record